AAUGUAUCUUUAUGAGCCCGUUGUUAAAUAUACCUUUACCACAGUUGAAGAAUUCCAAGAAGCCUUCAACUUGUUUGAUAAUCGUGGUGAUGGCAAAAUCCAUGUCAGCCAGGUUGGUGAAUGUUUGCGUGCCUUGGGCCAAAAUCCCACUGAAUCGGAUGUGAAAAAAUGCACCCACCAGUUAAAACCUGAUGAGCGCAUUUCCUUUGAAGUCUUCCUACCCAUUUAUCAGGCCAUUUCAAAGGCCCGUUCUGGUGAUACCGCAGAUGAUUUCAUUGAAGGUUUGCGUCAUUUCGACAAAGAUGCCAGUGGUUUCAUUUCAUGUGCCGAAUUAAGACAUCUACUUACAACAUUGGGUGAGAAACUAACCGAUGAAGAGGUGGAACAGCUGUUGGCCAAUCAAGAAGAUUCCCAGGGCAAUGUAAAUUAUGAGGAAUUUGUACGUUUGGUCAUGAAUGGUUAG
This is a messenger RNA of Musca vetustissima, 463 nucleotides long. It is a transcript of the gene Mlc-c, whose product is annotated as myosin-2 essential light chain. The coding region runs from base 2 to 463 and encodes 153 amino acids. The record is from RefSeq and is a predicted model, not a curated record. Lineage: Eukaryota; Metazoa; Arthropoda; Insecta; Diptera; Muscidae. Gene Ontology annotation, molecular function: myosin heavy chain binding; calcium ion binding. Gene Ontology annotation, cellular component: myosin II complex. The transcript is spliced from 2 exons.